AUGUCUUCCAGAGACAUUUACGACAAAGCAACAGUCUAUAAUCCUGUGGACACUCGCACCAAACCUCCUCAAAGUAGCAAUACUUCCAGCAAGCUUUCUUCCUCUCACUCCAAAGUUCCUUCCUCCAAUCGACCAUCUUCUUCCGCUGUCCCAAAAGCAUACACCACACUCGAAAGAGACAAUAAAUCGACAAAUAAAGGUUUGUCUCAACAGCACACUUUACUUCAAAGAGAUGGACAGGCUUCUUCUUCCCGUGGACACACUUCAGGUUCUCAUAAUCAUACUCAGCUCAACAGAGACCAACAAUCAUCACCAAGCUCAAGACAGCCAAGCAUGAUGCGCGCAGCAACAACUGCUCCUCCAGAUGCGAAGAGCAUGUUUAAGUCUCAGCAUGAUAUUAAUAUGGCCUCUCAACAAGUCAGAUACCAGGAGAUGAAUUAUGAAGAGAAGAAGAAACAGGACGAAUGGGUCCGCAACUUCAUUGUCUAUGCCGGACCAUGCCCUGCUGGGUUCAGCUGGGAGCGAGUCAAACAAGGAUAUGUCUGUAAUGGCGGGAAUCAUUUGUGCACCGAUGACCUUCUUGCUGAAGGUAAAGGCGGCUUUUACAUGGGAACUCUCGAUGCUGGAUGGUGGGGCCCGAUCUAUGACGCAGGCAAUCGUUUACGACUAGAUUAUGCAAAGACUAUAGUCCAAGAGUACGCCAAGAAACACGGAUUGGACCCAACAGUCGCUCCCGUAAUCCCGCCACCUAAUAUACCAGCGAGUCAUGAAGUUCACCCAGGAAUUGCAAAAGCACUAGCAGGUCAGGGACGCAUGCCAAAUAUUUCCUCAGUUGAAAGUGUUCUUUAUAGUUUCGAGCGGGUAGGUGACGUUGAGAGACUUAUGGCAAUGGUAAACAACGCUUGGCCCUCUUAUCAUGUUUCUGGAACAUCAAGUCACCAUACGUCAAAUGGCCAUCACUCAUCCAGUGGCCAUCACUCAUCCAGUGGCCAUCACUCAUCCAGUGGCCAUCUCUCAUCCAGUGGCCAUCUCUCAACCAGUGGCCGUCACACAUCCAGCGGAUAUCACUCAUCCGGAGUAACACCUCAGCUCAGCACCCUCUAUGGACCAGGAGGUCUACCAAAUCGACUUGCAAUGAGCACGAGCAAUGGUUCUCUAUCCCAAGGAGGUCAACUCCCACUCGGAUAUCUACCAGCUGCUUAUCGCAAUGAUCCAUAUGGACAGGGACCACUAGGCCGCCGCAGAUAUUAA
Messenger RNA from Botrytis deweyae, 1251 nucleotides. RefSeq lists its product as uncharacterized. The transcript has a single exon. NCBI's taxonomy places the organism in Eukaryota, Fungi, Ascomycota, Leotiomycetes, Helotiales, Sclerotiniaceae. The record is from RefSeq and is a predicted model, not a curated record. Bases 1 to 1251 code for a protein of 416 amino acids.